AUGGGGCAAGACAUUAAAGAUUUAGACUUAAAAUAUGACAGUGACUCUACAGCCUCAAAUUCUAUAAUUGAUGGAUAUAGUGGCAAAGAAAUUGACAUUAAGAACUCAAUUUCGACCAUAAGCACAAUUGCAUUCACAAGUUCAUCGAAUAUUCAAAUUGGAGAUCGUGUUGUCUAUAAUGGACCUGUAACUAUCAAUCAGGACAUCAAUAAUUUGGACACUGAUGGCACAAAGCCUGUCAUCAAUAAGAAAUUUCAAGUUUUUAAAUUGAAUCGAAGAACUAUGUUUAUAGCAGCUGGAGUGCUUGUUAUUUUUGCAUUGACAUUAUCUUUGGUGCUGACUUUCAUGUGGGACAGCUUUAGUUCCUCAUUAGCAGGUUCUAUUCUUCCAGAAUUGACAAUAAUAUCUCGUGACGAAUGGGGAGCAAAGCCAUCGACAGAAAACAUGGGAAAUUUGACAUUGCCAUUAAAAAUGGUCAUCAUAAAUCAUUCAGUCAUGAGAAAUUGCUAUACGAAGAAUAGCUGCGCAGAAAAUCUUCGAGAAAUGCAAGAUGUUCAUUUGGGUUGGAAUUUUGGUGACAUUGGGUUUAAUUUUGUGAUUGGGAAUGAUGGAAACGUGUUUGAAGGUGUUGGAUGGGACACUCGUGGAGCACAUACUGCAGCUUUUAACUCCAAAUCCAUCGGGAUAUCUGUGAAUGGAAAUUUUAAAUACGAAGUUCCUAACAAGAAUCAAAUAACAGCUUUAAAUCUACUGCUUGAGCAAGGAAUUGCGUUAGGAAAAUUAACAGCUGAUUAUAAAAUUUAUGGCGGAUGUCAAUUUAAGGAAACAAGUAGUCCCGGUUGUAAACAUACAUUCCGUAGUCAAUUAAUAGUAUCAGUCAAAGCCACUAGUACAAUUUCGGACACAACUUACGACAGUGACUCGACAGCUUCGAAUUCUAUAAUUGAGGAAUAUAUGUGUAAUGAAUUAGAUGGAAGGAAUAAGCAGCAUGCAAGUAAUAUUAGCACUAUAGCUGUCUCUAGCUCCUCAAAUAUUCAAAUUGGUGAUCGUGUAGUUUAUAAUGGACCUGUAACGAUUAGACAAGAGUUUACUGCGAAGGUUAGUGAUCUUAAGGACGUUAAUCUUAAGUCUGCGACUGAAUCAUCAGUUAAAAAUAUGAACAAUAUUCCUAAAAGACAGAUUAGAUGGAAGAUAUUCACUGUGCUUAGUUUAUUAGUCUUUAUGUUUGCAUUACUUGUGAUGUACAUGCUUAAUUUGAAUUAUAACGUUAACAACACAGCUAUUGCCACAGCUAAUACAUCCACAAUUCUAUCUGAAUCCUCGAACUCCUCAAAAUUCAAACUUUAUUCACGAUUUGAUUGGAGAGCAGCUGAUCCUGACGGUAGCGUAGAUCCAUUCAAUUUACCAUUAAGUCGAGUCAUUGUUUGUCAUACUGUGAUGAAAAACUGCUACACAGAGAGUUGUUGCAUUCAAAAUAUGAAAGAAAUGGAAAGACUUCAUAUGAACCUUAGAUUUCAUCAUAUUGGAUAUAACUUUGUUGUUUGUAAUGAUGGGAAUGUCUAUGAAGAGAAAAACUUUUUGAUAACAAAUUAUGAGAAAUGUGUUGAUUCAUUGGGAGAAAUCCAAACAUAUGAUUCUAGUAUGAUGGAAAUGAAUAUAAAAAGAGUCAAUUUAAGUGAUGAUUCAAUAUCGUCCAGUACAGCUUCAAAUUCUGACAUUGAGGAAAGAGUUGAAGUGAUUCAUCCUCACAAUAAUCAACCUCAACCAGAAAAUUCAACUCAAAUCUCUUCAAAUAUUAAUUCAAUUGGUGUUCAAUCAUCUUCAGAUGUUCAUUUUGGAAACAGAAUAGUCUGCAAUGGACCAGUUACAAUUGCACAAACUAAGGAACACAAUCACAAAGACAAGUCUGACGAGGAAAAUUUAACAAAUGAUGUUGAAAAGAGAAUUAUUUUAAGAUUAAAACGUUUUAAAAUUUUGAUAUCAUUAACUGGGCUUAUCAUUCUAUUGACACUAGCUGCAACAAUAAUUGUAAUAAAACUUCAAAGCAUUGACACUCAAUUGCCACAGACUGUGAAUAAAAGUAGUAGAAAUGACUCUUUAGAUGUAGUUUUGAGAAGCGAAUGGAAUGCAAAUCCACCGGCAAGAGACCCAAAUUUACUUGAAUUACCAGUAGACAUUAUUCUUUAUGAUUAUAUUGACAUGCUUGAUUGCUAUACGAAAGAAGCUUGCGAUAAGAAUAUCCAGAAAAUUCAAAAUGAUUUUAUAAACGCAAACAAAUUUUAUGACAUUGGGUAUAACUUUGUUAUAACGAGGGAUGGAAAAAUAUAUGAAGGACUUGGAUGGGAUUACAAAGGAUAUUAUUCAACAGGUGGAAAUGACAACGUUUUAACAAUCGGAUUUAUCUAUGACUCAUCAAUUCUUGAGAUGUCUACAGUCACCUAUAUUGAACUUCUAAAGCUUAUUAUUGAAGGACAACGACUUAGAAAGUUGACAAGUACUUUGAAAAGAUUUAAUGUUGAGAAGAGUUUUUAUGCAAAGCCAAUCGAAAAGAUAUUAGAAGAAUUUGAUUCGCAUUUUGUGUGAUGUGCAAGUUUCUAGUAGCAAGUUUCUAGAGCUACUCGGGGCACCUACUAGUGUAGGUUAAAUUUUUUUCAUAUUUUAUUAUCGAUUCCAGGGUAGGAAGUCCCAAUAGCCUUAGAAACCGG
Messenger RNA from Chironomus riparius, 2705 nucleotides. NCBI's taxonomy places the organism in Eukaryota, Metazoa, Arthropoda, Insecta, Diptera, Chironomidae. The record is from the annotation of a GenBank genome assembly.